Molecule: messenger RNA, 5165 nt
Organism: Tuber melanosporum (Perigord truffle)
Lineage: Eukaryota; Fungi; Ascomycota; Pezizomycetes; Pezizales; Tuberaceae
Exons: 10
Coding region: 1-4809 (1602 amino acids)
Biological process (GO): Golgi to endosome transport; receptor-mediated endocytosis; intracellular protein transport
Cellular component (GO): clathrin coat of trans-Golgi network vesicle; clathrin complex; actin cortical patch
Molecular function (GO): structural molecule activity; clathrin light chain binding
Source: RefSeq, a predicted model, not a curated record
AUGCACUGGAGCAAACAGAUUAUCGCCUUGAAAGCCCAACGCACACUUCAGAUCUUCAACUUGGAAGCAAAAGAGAAGCUGAAGUCGCAUACAAUGAAUGAGGAUGUUGUCUUUUGGAAGUGGAUUAGCGAGAGGAGCUUGGGCCUUGUUACAGAUAAUAGCGUUUACCAUUGGGAUGUUAUGGAUCCUAGCCAAGCGGCUCCUGUCAAAAUCUUCGACCGACACAUGAAUCUUUCGGGCUGCCAAAUUAUUAACUACCGCGUCAAUGCGGAUGAGAAAUGGAUGGUUGUAGUUGGUAUUUCUCAAUCACAGGGGCGUGUUGUGGGUAAUAUGCAGUUGUACUCCAAGGAUAGAGGGAUCAGCCAGGCCAUCGAAGGUCACGCCGCUGCAUUCGCCUCGAUCCGACUUGAGGGGGCUUCCUCCGACACAAAACUAUUCACAUUUGCUGUCCGAACAGGUCAAGGAGCUAAACUCCAUGUAGUUGAGGUAGACCAUGUCGCUGCCAACCCUGUGUUCCAGAAAAAGGCUGUCGACGUCUACUUCCCAGCCGAGGCCGUCAACGAUUUUCCCGUUGCAAUGCAGAUCUCACCAAGAUUUUCUAUCAUAUAUUUGGUUACCAAAUACGGUUUCAUCCAUUUGUACGAUCUUGAGACCGGAGCAUGCAUUUUCAUGAACCGUAUUUCGAGUGAGACUAUUUUCAUCACGGCACCCCAUGAGGCUAGCUCCGGUAUCAUUGGCGUGAACCGAAAGGGUCAAGUUCUGUGCGUGAGUGUCGAUGAGAACCAAAUCAUCCCGUAUCUGCGAGAGAACCCGGCGAACUCAACUCUUGCCGUCAAACUUGCUUCGCGGGCUGGCCUUGCCGGCGCUGAUGAGCUAUAUCAGAAGCAAUUUCAAUUACUCAUGGACCAAAAGAAUUUUGUAGAGGCCGCCAAAGUUGCCGCAAAUUCUCCUCGUGGAUUCCUGCGUACUCCAGCGACCAUCGAACAGUUUAAGUCCGUCCCAGCACCCCCCGGACAGCUCUCAGUCAUUCUCCAAUACUUUGGUAUGUUGUUAGACAAGACGACGUUGAACAAGCACGAAACCAUCGAAUUGGUUAAGCCCGUCCUUGCACAAAACCGGAAACAUCUGCUAGAGAAAUGGUUGAAGGAAAACAAAUUGGAAUGCACAGAAGAACUGGGAGAUGCCGUUAGGGUCCACGAUGUCAACCUCGCCUUGAGUGUCUAUUUGCGGGCCAAUGUUCCUCAGAAAGUUGUUGCAUCCUUUGCCGAGACGGGACAGUUCGACAAGAUCGUGCCAUAUGCACAAAAGGUUGGAUACAGCCCAGACUACACAGCUUUGUUGACUCAUAUCGUCCGAAUCAACCCGGAGAAAGGCGCCGAAUUUGCAACUCAGCUUGCCAGUCAGGAGGGUGGUUCCUUGGUUGACAUUGACCGGGUGGUGGAUGUUUUCUUGUCACAGAAUAUGAUUCAGCAGGCGACGGCUUUCCUAUUAACGGCAUUGGAAGGAAACAAGCCAGAGCAUGCGGCCCAACAGACCCGUUUGUUAGAAAUGAACCUCCUAAAUGCACCCCAAGUUGCAGAUGCUAUUCUGUUGAAUAAUAUGUUCUCGUACUACGAUCGUGAAAAGAUUGCAAAGUUGUGCGAGAACGCGGGCCUAUUCCAGAGAGCUUUGGAACAUUUCGAUGAUCCUGCUGCAGUUAAGCGGGUUCUCUGCAACAAUAGUGCUGGGCUUUCUCCAGAAUUCAUUGUUGAGUAUUUUGGGAGGAUGUCUUUGGAGCAAUCCUUGGACUGCAUGCGAGAGAUGCUGAGGGUUAACAUUCGUCAAAAUCUCCAAGUCGUAAUUCAAAUUGCGACCAAAUAUUCCGACCUUUUGGGUGCCAAUCGCUUGAUUGACCUUUUCGAGAGCUUCAAAACAUUUGAGGGUCUCUACUAUUACCUUGGCAGUAUCGUCAAUUUGAGCGAAGAUCCGGAUGUGCACUUCAAGUACAUCCAAGCGGCCACUGUUUGCGGUCAGAUGAGUGAGGUAGAGCGGAUCUGUCGCGAUAGCAAUUUCUACAAUCCGGAGAAGGUCAAGAAUUUUCUUAAGGAGGCAAAGCUGACUGAACAACUUCCAUUGAUUGUGGUCUGCGAUCGUUUCAAUUUUAUCCACGAGCUGGUAUUAUACCUCUACCAGAACCAGCAGUUCAAGUCUAUUGAGGUCUACGUCCAGAGAGUUAAUCCGGCUAGAACUCCAGCAGUGGUUGGAGGACUCUUGGAUGUUGACUGCGAGGAGUCCAUCAUUAAGAAUCUGUUGAAAUCUGUCCAGAGCUCGGCAAUUCCUAUCGACGAGCUUGUUGCCGAAGUUGAGCGUAGGAACCGUCUAAAACUUUUGUUGCCCUUUUUGGAGGAUACAUUGGCAGCCGGAAAUCAACAACCAGCUGUCUACAAUGCCCUUGCAAAGAUAUACAUCGAUAGUAACAACAACCCGGAGAAAUUCUUGAAAGAGAACAACCAGUACGACAAUUUGGUAGUCGGAAAGUACUGCGAAAAGAGAGACCCAUACUUGGCAUUCAUUGCAUACCAGAAGGGUCAGAAUGAUGUUGAAUUGGUUAGAAUUACCAAUGAGAACUCAAUGUUCAAGCAGCAGGCCCGGUACCUUGUAGCACGCCGUGAUUCCGAACUGUGGGGCUUUGUCUUGAGCCCCAAUAACAUCCACCGCCGUUCUCUAGUGGACCAAGUUGUCGCAACUGCCGUCCCCGAAUCCACUGACCCCGAGGAUGUUUCAGUGGCUGUGCAGUGCUUCUUGAGCAACGACCUCCCGACCGAGUUGAUCGAGCUUCUUGAGAAGAUUAUUCUUGAGCCAUCCACAUUCAGUGAUAACAGCAGCCUACAGAACCUGCUUAUCCUCACGGCAGUUAAAGCGGAUAAGGCCCGCGUAAUGGACUACAUUCACCGUCUCACGAAUUACGACGGCCCCGAUGUAGCUCACAUUGCCAUCCAGAAUGGACUCUACGAGGAGGCAUUUGAGGUCUACAAAAAGAUAAAUGCACACAGUGACGCUAUCAACGUUCUCAUUGAAAACAUAGUUAGCAUUGAACGCGCCUUUGGCUAUGCUGAUCGUGUUGAUUUGCCCGAGGUAUGGAGUCGUCUCGGUAAGGCUCAGUUGGACGGCCUUCGUAUUACCGAUUCUAUCGAAUCUUAUAUCCGAGCUAAGGACCCUGGCAACUAUGCGGAGGUUAUCGAGAUAGCUACUCAUGCUGCAAAGUUCGAGGAUCUCAUCAAAUAUCUUCAAAUGUGCAGACAGACCCUGAGAGAGCCAGCUGUUGAUAGUAGCUUGGUUCUGUGUUAUGCUAGGGUUGAUAAAUUGCCUGAGCUGGAGGAGUUCCUAAAUAGCUCGAACGUUGCCAAUAUCGAGGAGUGUGGUGACAAGGCAUACGAAGAGGGGCUUCACCAGGCCGCCAAAGUCUUCUUCUCGAGCAUUUCCAACUGGGCCAAAUUGGCUACUACUCUCGUAUUCUUGGAAGAGUACCAAAAUGCUGUCGAGUGCGCCCGUAAAGCCAAUAGCACUAAAGUAUGGAAGCAAGUCAACGAGGCCUGUGUUUCCAAGAAGGAGUUCCGUCUUGCACAGAUUUGCGGUCUCAACCUGAUCGUCCAUGCAGAAGAGUUGCAAGAUCUUGUCAAGCAAUACGAACAUAACGGGUAUUUUGACGAGUUGAUCAGCCUCCUCGAGGCUGGAUUGGGUUUGGAGAGGGCCCAUAUGGGUAUGUUUACUGAGUUGGGUAUUGCCCUCUCAAAAUACCAUCCCGAUCGUGUAAUGGAACAUCUUAAGUUGUUCUGGGGCCGUAUCAACAUUCCAAAGAUGAUUCGUGCUUGCGAGCAAGCUCAUCUUUGGCCUGAACUCAUCUUUCUGUAUUGCCACUAUGACGAAUGGGACAAUGCUGCUUUGGCGAUGAUGGAGAGAGCAGCAGAUUCAUGGGAGCACCAGUCAUUCAAGGAUAUUGUUGUCAAGGUUGCCAACCUGGAGAUUUACUACCGUGCCUUGAACUUUUACCUGCAGGAGCAACCUUCCCUGCUUACCGAUUUGCUGACUGUUCUCACACCUCGCAUUGAUGUUUCCCGUGUUGUGCGAAUGUUUGAGAAAUCGGACAAUAUUCCUCUUAUCAAGCCGUUUUUGCUCAAUGUUCAGCCUCAAAAUAACAAGAUCGUCAACAACGCUAUUAACGAUUUGUUGAUUGAAGAGGAAGAUUAUAAGACACUUCGUGAUUCGGUCGAGAACUAUGACAACUAUGACCCGAUUGAACUUGCUCAGCGUCUCGAGCAACACGAACUUGUCUUCUUUAGGCAGAUCGCCGCCAAUAUCUACCGCAAGCAGAAACGUUGGAACCAAUCUAUUGCCCUAUCAAAGCAGGAUAGGCUCUUCAAGGAUGCUAUUGAGACUGCUGCUGUAUCCGGAAAGGAAGAUGUGGCGGAGGAGUUACUUCGUUACUUCGUCGACAUUGGUAGCCGGGAGUGCUAUGUUGGUAUGCUUUACGCCUGUUACGAUCUUAUCCAGCUUGAUGUUGUCAUGGAGAUCUCGUGGCGCCAUGGCUUGAGUGACUACACAAUGCCUUUCAUGAUCAAUGCCAUGAGACAGCAAACCAAGAAGAUUGCUACUCUCGAGAAGGACAAUGAAGAGCGUAAGAUCAAGGAGGCUACCCAGCAAAAGGUCGAAGACACUACUCCGAUUCUCGGAAAUCGUCUUAUGCUCACCGCCGGACCGGGUGGCCCUAUGCCACAACAAUCAUACGCUAACGGGAUUGCACCGCAAGCUACUGGGUUUGGAGGGUUUUAGACAUGAGUGGAUAGAAGCCUUUGAUAACUCAUAAUUAUUUCCUUUAUCUGUUUUUUUUCUUCUUUUUCUCUUCUCGUGUCAUUCCUGGGCGGAGCAACUUUCGGAUAAAAAAAUACCUGGGAAAUCUCCUGGCAUGAUUUUCUAGUGAUGAUGAACGGUCGAAGAAUGGGGCGGAUUGGUUAAAAGGGGGAAAAAGUAAAGGGAUUGAGUUUAAGUUCCUUUUUGGUUUUUUCUCUGGGGGGGAGAGGGCUUUUUUAUGCCUUGCUUUAUUUUUUCAACUUUCUUGACGUUAUCCUGAUGGGUCCGUCUGUAUCAUUAAUUAUUUGCGAUAUCACUCCUACGCCUAGUCUCUUUUG